Molecule: messenger RNA, 403 nt
Organism: Otolemur garnettii (small-eared galago)
Lineage: Eukaryota; Metazoa; Chordata; Mammalia; Primates; Galagidae
Exons: 1
Coding region: 34-336 (100 amino acids)
Biological process (GO): ribosome biogenesis
Cellular component (GO): nucleolus
Source: RefSeq, a predicted model, not a curated record
AGGAAGUUGCACGCGGAUAUCAAACGUCUGACAAUGGCCAAGAACAAAUUCAGAGGGCAGAAGUCCAGGAAUGUAUUUCACAUAGCCAGCCAAAAAAACUUUAAGGCUAAAAACAAAGCAAAACCAGUUACCACUAAUCUUAAGAAGAUAAAUAUUAUGAAUGAUGAAAAAGUUAACAGAGUGAAUAAAGCUUUUAUAAAUAUACAAAAGGAACUUGCACACUUCUCAAAAGGCCUUUCUCUUGAACCUGUGCAGAAAGAAUUGAUUCCUCAGCGACGUCAUGAAAGUGAACCAGUUAACGUUGAUGAAGCUACAAAAUUAAUGGCUCUGUUGUAAUACAGUGGCGAUGCAUCUACUUCCCCAAAAAGACCAAUAAAUUAAAUAUUUUAUACAAAAAAAAAAA